AUGCGGAACGCCGAAAUUGCCUCUCCGUCGUUUCUUUUCGACUUCACAAAAAUUAUCCUCAACGACUCAAAACUGAAUAUCAACCUACAGGAAGCAUAUCUUCGAAUGCAAGCCAAUGCGCCCACUGAUGAUCUAGAAUUACCAUUAGCAAAAGAGCCUCAAUUCAUUGAGUUGUCAAAGAGGUGA
Messenger RNA from Anisakis simplex (herring worm), 186 nucleotides. The record is from the annotation of a GenBank genome assembly. NCBI's taxonomy places the organism in Eukaryota, Metazoa, Nematoda, Chromadorea, Rhabditida, Anisakidae.